Molecule: messenger RNA, 10854 nt
Organism: Spodoptera frugiperda (fall armyworm)
Lineage: Eukaryota; Metazoa; Arthropoda; Insecta; Lepidoptera; Noctuidae
Product: phospholipid-transporting ATPase ABCA3
Exons: 36
Coding region: 13-5439 (1808 amino acids)
Biological process (GO): lipid transport; transmembrane transport
Cellular component (GO): membrane; intracellular membrane-bounded organelle
Molecular function (GO): ATP binding; ABC-type transporter activity; lipid carrier activity
Source: RefSeq, a predicted model, not a curated record
AUAUUAGUGAUAAUGAAUACGCGAGUGUUGUCCGUUUUGAUGUGGAAACAUGCGAUGGUUAGGAAACGAAGGUUUAUCCAGACUGCUGUGGAAUUUGCGUCGCCACUCAUGUUCUUCUUAUUAUUAUUUGCUUUCAAAAAUCAAAUAAUACGGAAGCCGUCUGCAGAACAAAGAGACCCAGUGGCCAACACGGAAAUAGUGCCUAUAACAGAAUUCCCGGCUCCGUAUUGGAUCCUAUACUACCCUGACACGCCGCUCACCGAGACUCUCAUGAAUGAAGUGGGCCUCAAACUCAAUAUGAGAAAGCUUAACAAGUAUCCUGAUUACACCGUUAAAGGUUACUUUCCGGCUGCAAAUGAAAGUCUUAUCGCCGAAUUCGCGUCCAAAAUGAGGUUAAAGGAAGCUAUCGUUAUUUUUCAAAAAAUGUCCGGCGAGACGUGGCCGGACAGACUGAACUACACGAUACGUAUAAAGGAUGACUUCGGGAUCGACUCGUAUGAGAGCCUCGACGUCAAUCCCGGACCACACAGAAUGUUUGGUAUAAAAUACGAGAUGUUCAUGCGUAUUCAGUGGGCGAUCGACAUAAGCUACCUCAAACUCCUGACGAGCACUGAAAUUACUCAGGAACUUACGACACAAGAGUUCCCGUACUAUCAGGCUCAGAACAACGAGAAUAUAAGCAUCGUCUGCUUGCUCCUGAAGACGGUAUGCUGGAUCUCUAUGAUGCUGCCGUUCAUAUUCCUCAUGGGGCGGCUCCUGCAAGAACGUGCCACCGGCAUACAGGAACUGAUAAAAAUGGUGGGAGUUUCGCAAAACAUUCUAGGGGUGUCACACUUCCUAAACGUGUUGCUGAGCGGGCUGGUGUUCUCCAUCGGAGGUGCCAUUCUGCUGAAGACGACCUCCACACCUCUCAUCAACAACUCCAACGGAGUCCUCAUAUUCCUGAUGCUGCUUCUCUACUUCAACACCGUCAUGGCUAUGGCCUUCGUCUGCAGCUACGUUUCGAAAGGAACGCAGUACGUGGCGACGCUGUCAGUGCUGGCGUACGUGGUGCUGUGGAUCCCGGCGCGGGUGCAGCUGGACUACGACCUGCCGUACGUGGUCACGCUGGCCACCGGCCUCCUGCCACACGUGCCCAUGCACUGGUUCUGGCAGGAAGUCUCCGUGCUCGAGAUGUACGGUAGCGGAGUAUACUUCAGUAAUAUGCUAACAGCGAAAGCAAACUCCAACGCGUCAGUGUUCCUGAGCUUCGUGUUCAUGUUGGUGCAGGCCGGGCUGCUGUAUGCCCUCACCUGGUACCUGUCUCUGGUGGCGCCCGGCCAGUACGGACAGGCUCUACCCUGGAACUUCCUCUUCAAGCGGUCUCGCAAGAUUAAAAAAGAGAAGGACGUAAAGAGUGUAGAUUCGUAUGAUGAGUUCGGAUACCCGAUACAGUACAUACCCAGCUUCGAAGCGAGAAGAUAUAUAACGGCAGUCGAACUGGAGAACAAUUUCACGCAGUAUAACGUCACGGAUACUCAAUAUUGGAGUAAGAAUGAGGUGAUCCCGGAUAUGGAGUCUGAAGAGGAGGACCCGAUGGCUCAGGACCCGCGGUUCUUCGAGUCUCCGCCUGCGAACGCAGAGAUUGGCAUCAAAAUUGUCAACGUUUCAAAGGUAUACCCGAAGCAGCGAGUGUUACGCAAUGUGUCGCUGGAGGUGUACAAGGGGGAGAUCACGGUGUUGCUGGGACACAAUGGCGCCGGGAAGACCACGCUCAUGUCCAUCAUCACUGGUAUGACGAGUGCCACGGAGGGCACCGUGUACGUGAACGGCAAGGACACGCUGCGCCAGCGCGACGAGGUCCGGCAGAACCUCGGCCUCUGUCCGCAACACAACCUCUUCUUCCCCGACCUCAGCCUACGGGAGCAUAUCAUGUUCUUCACUAUGUUGAAGCGCGGCACGUACGGGGAGGCGCGCGCGUCGUCCCGGCAGCUGGCGACGCAGCUGGGGCUGCAGGCCAAGCUGGGCGCGCAGUGCCGCCAGCUGUCGGGCGGCAUGCAGCGCCGCGCGCAGCUCGCCUGCGCCCUGGCCGGCGGCGCCACCGUCCUCAUACUCGACGAGCCCACCUCCGGACUCGACGUCGAGACGAGGCGGGAGCUCUGGGACCUGCUACUGUCCCUCCGCGGCGAGCGCACGGUGCUACUGACGACGCACUUCAUGGAGGAGGCGGACGCGCUGGGGGACCGCGUGGCCGCGCUGCAUGCAGGCCUACUGCGCUGCCACGCCACCACCAUGCAUCUCAAGCGGGCCGUCGGUACCGGCUACAGGUUAUCGUUCACAACAAUUGGGUCGCCCAAAGAACAGGCGAUCACGAAAGUAGUGACGUCACAGGUGGCGGACUCUACUCUUAAAGAGAAGACAAUAAACUCACUCUCUUACAACCUGCCGGCUGCUAAUGUCAAGAAGUUCCCGCAGCUGUUCUCAGCGUUAGAAGAGAAGCGAUCAGAACUGGGCAUCGAUUCCAUCGGGGUGGGCGUCUCUACCCUCGAAGAGGUGUUUUUGAAGUUGUGCAGCGAUGUGGACAACACAAUGUCUGAAGAUGAAGUGGAUGGCCAUGGUGGACCAGAUAUGUCUCAGGAGCGUCUGACCGGUGCCUUCCUGUACAUGCGACAACUGAAGGUGCUGUUGAUACGGCAGGUCAAGUACGCCAUACACAAGAAGUGGUCUUUUCUCUCACUGCAACUGGUGUUUCCAAUCCUAACGAUUAUCGCGAUGACACAUUUUACGAACAACUCGCAAUUACAAGAAAAUUCGGACGGAACUCUGCGUCUGAACCUGGACCUGUACGGUGACCGGCCGGACCACCGCGUGCUACUGAGUCUACGGGGCGACGGACUCGAUGCCAAAGCCUUCGCUAAACAUUACCCGCGACUCAAAUUCGAAGAAACAACUGAUGUAGCUGAGGCGGUGCUGAAAACUGGUGAGAAAGACGUGUUGGAGUACAACAAGUACAUGAUCGGAAUCGAACUCAAUGACACGGCAGCCAAGAUCCUGUACACGACGACGGUGCGUCACGCGGCGCCGGUGGCGCUGAACGUGCUGAGCAACGUGUUGGCGGCGCGCCUGCUGCCGUGGGCCGACGGCCGGACGCUGGCCGCGUCCAUCCAGCCCGUGCCCAGCGACGCCGCGCUCGCCGCCGACGUCGGCAUGCCCAAGAACAUGGUCACGCUCAUCACGUGGGGCAUGUGUAUCACGUUCAUAAUCCUGGCGACGAACAUCAACAGUAUCUCGCUGGUGUGCAAGGAGCGGGUGUCGGGCGCGCGCCACAUCCACGUGAUGUGCGGCUGCCCGGGCGAGCUGCACUGGGCCGCCACGCUGGCCGCGCACGCCGCCGUGGCCGCCCUCACCCUCGUGCUGCCCUCUGUCCUCGCCGCGCGACUGCUGGACCAGGACCGCACCAUCGACCAGCUCGACUUCCUCGGGACUCUGGCGUUCAUCUUGAUGCUGUGUAGCCUGGCAUUCUUCGCGUUCAUGUACCUCAUCAGCUUCAACUUCGGCGAGCGGUCCAGCAGCCUCAUACUCGUCAUCUGCAUCAUCAUAUUCGGCUUACUGACGCCCUUCAUGGAGGCGGCACAAAAACUGUUCUCCAACUCCCCUAGCGGUUGGAUACACAUGGCCCUGGUAACGUGUGGGUAUGUGAUGCCCCCCCACACGGGCGUGACGGCAGUGUUGCAGGCGCUCAAUGUCUGUAACCUCAACGCCAUGUGCAAUUAUUUACGCGCCAAGAAAUUCUGCCCGGCAGCUUACGCCAAUGAGAACGGUUUGGACACGGAAAAGUGUUGCGCCGGCGAGAACCCGCGCUGCUACUUCUGCCUCGACGACUUCUCUCCUGGCCACAACAUGAUUGUACUCUUUCUGCAGUUCACUGUCCUCAUGGCGAUGGUGUUCCUGACGGAGCGCGGUUUCUUCAACGGCCUGGUGAACAAGCUGGCCAACCUGCGCUACCAGCCCACCGCGGACGCGCACGCGGAUGAAAUGGUGCGCGCUGAGAAAGCAUACGUCAGUCGAGCCAUCACACUACCUUCGAAACAGAUCCCGGACGCGAUGUUAGUGGAUGACAUCCACAAGAACUACGUGUCGAUAUUCAAGAAGAGUGUCAACGCUGUCAAGGGUGUCAGCUUUAGCGUCAAAAAAGGUGAAUGCUUCGGUCUGCUGGGUGUGAACGGCGCGGGCAAGUCCAGCACGUUCAAGAUGCUGACUGCGGAGGAGAGCGCCACCAGGGGGGACAUCUUCGGGAACGGGUACCGCCUCACACGGGGGAACCCACAGUACCUACAGACGCUGGGCUACUGCCCCCAGUUCUUCGGGCUGGACAUGUUCCAGACCGGGCGCGACAACCUCCGGCUCGUGCUCACGCUGCGCGGGUACGACCAGAAGCACGUCGACCAAGAAGUCGACAACUGGAUACGUAUCGUUGGGCUGGAGAAGUACGGCGACCGCGUGGUGGACACACUCUGGCACGCGCUGCGUACCCCACUCCCACUACCACUACCACUACCACUACACACUCUGGCACGCGCUGCGCCGGGGGCUGCGCCACCAGCGGGCCGUCAUCAUCACCUCGCACAGGUACCCCACUACCACUACCACUACCACUACCACUACACACUCUGGCACGCGCUGCGCCGGGGGCUGCGCCACCAGCGGGCCGUCAUCAUCACCUCGCACAGGUACCCCACUACCACUACCACUACCACUACCACUACCACUACCACUACACACUCUGGCACGCGCUGCGCCGGGGGCUGCGCCACCAGCGGGCCGUCAUCAUCACCUCGCACAGGUACCCCACUACCACUACCACUACCACUACCACUACACACUCUGGCACGCGCUGCGCCGGGGGCUGCGCCACCAGCGGGCCGUCAUCAUCACCUCGCACAGGUACCCCACUACCACUACCACUACCACUACCACUACACACUCUGGCACGCGCUGCGCCGGGGGCUGCGCCACCAGCGGGCCGUCAUCAUCACCUCGCACAGUAUGGACGAGAUGGAGGCGCUGUGCUCCCGCAUCGCGAUCCUGUCCACGGGGCGGGUCCGCGCGCUGGGCACGGCCGCCGCGCUGCGGGCUGCGCACGCGCAGGGACACGCCGUCGUCUUCAAAGUCACUAACGCACAGUCUACUGAUGAAGUGGACGGCGCCAAGCAACAGGUGGAUCGGCUGAAGGGGAAACUGCAGGAGACCUUCAACUGUUCACUCAAAGACGAACAUAAGACAAUGUUACACUACCACAUCAACGAUACGAUGAGGUACAGCGAGCUCUUCACAGAGUUGGAGGCUCUAAGGUCGGAGUUUCCAAACCUGAUUGAGGACUACUCCGUCACGGAGACAACCCUGGAGGAGGUGUUCCUCUCCUUCGCCAAGGAACAGCAGGCGAUCAACCAGACUGUCUAAAAAUCUUUAUGAACCUCGGGACAAAGGUAAUUUGCUUUGGAAGAAGAAAGAAGAUAUUUUAUCUUUUCUUCUUCACAAAAGUCUAUCAGGGUCACUUUAUGUGAUGUGUGAUGAUUUGUGGUCAAUAAAAGGGAAGUUUUCAAGUCAAAAAUAUGUUUUCUAUGGAUUUUACAGGUGUAAUACGUUGUGACUUGUAGUAGUUAUUACCUAUACGUCAAUUAACAGAGCUUAGUACGAUUUUGCUACUUUACACUGAACGAAAACGAAACAAGAGCGCGUCCUGCGCUCUCAUUGGUUGGCUUAUUCGUGCCGGCCAAUCAGAACGCCGAACGCGCUCCUAGUAACUCGUACUAAGGGUGAUAUAUAAGGGAAGAUAUACAAACCUUUUAUCGAAUUACCGAAGUAUUUGAAAGUAAAAUAAAUAUAUUUUUGACUGAGAAAACAUCCUAUUUAUGAGUGAUUUUAUCAAACAAGUUGUGUGCUUAGUAUUUCAAGAAUCCAUAACAUGAGAUAAAUGAAAGAAACUAACAUACCAGUUCCUUUUUUAGUUAGAAAUAAUUUGUGAAAGGCCCUGUAGCAUCUAACCUGUCGGUAUAUGAGACACAAUAGAAAACACAUUGUGUCUUGUGUAGAUCUGUGUUCCGACAUACAACGGGUUAAUCACAUAAACAUUCCACGAAGAUACUUGAGCGAACCACACAACUUGUUACCUUAAGACAUACAAAGGUACUCAAUCAAUUGCAACAUAUAACAAAUGUAUAAACAAUAUAUUUAUUUGUACAAAGUUAACUAACAAAAUAAUGUUCAAAGACUGUAGAAAAUCCUGUAUACAUAUUUCCAUAAAUAAUUGAACUUCUACAUUCCCGAUGAUAUAAGUGUCUAGUCAUAAAAUAGUAUUUUUCUAUACUAUAAUAUCUAGUUGUAUCUUUUGACAACUUUCAAACUUCCAUUACUGCGAACAAUAACUAUGAAAUAUCUGAAACUAAAUACUUAACUAAACAUCACGGUUUACUCACGUAAAUUUAUGGAGGAAAGCUCUACUAGUUUCGAGUCACAGGGGGACUCUUCAUCAACUUAAUCGCCGUGAUUUUUAGUUAAUUUAGUGUGUCUCACGAUAGUUAUUAAUAAAAAUAUAACUAAAUAGUUAUUAAUUUUGGGUCUGUGUGAAGUUUAUAGCCACGUAAAAGCGCGGAACGUCCAUCAAAAAGGUGUGCCAAUGGUCACAAGAAGCCUUCAAUUAUAAAUAUAGCAAAAGACUUAACUUCCAUUCUCAUAUAGAACAAAUAUUAUAAGAAUUUUCUAUAUUGCUGUUGUUGAGCAUCGUCCAUAUAUACCCGCUGACAAUAACAUAAGGAUGUUCAAAAGCUCUCUAAUAAAUAAAAUCGAUUUAACUUCAAUAAUAUUAUUUACGGCUUACUUACGAGGAUGCUCGACUAGUUUCAUGUCACAGCGGGGCUCUCAACGAGUAUGAAAGUUUGGCAAUCAGUUUCUAAUCAACGCGAGUUCCGUUUUGAAAAAGAUCUGAAAGUAUAACAUUAAGUAAACCGUGAACUCGCCUUGCUUAUGCUUACUUGUAUUGUAACAAGGUCUUAGGUUCGAUUAAAUCGUUUUAUUGAUGCAAAAUAUUGUGUGAAUGCUUAAAUGUAUUAAAUUUAAAUAGUGAACAAUCCAUUUGUUAAUUAAAACUGUGAAUCCCUCCAUUUGAAUGGAGUCCAAUGAAAUCAAUUGUUUAUUGUAUCAGUAUUAGACCUUUUUAAAUUGCAUUUUAGUUAUGAAAUCUUCAUUACGUCUGAUUGAACUAUUUAUGAUGCAGUUCAUCAGAUACUCACGAACAAAGAUCCAAUCAAUUUUAUUUCUCAAUCCGCAGUAUAUACUGAGUGUAAACAUAACGCUUUUUGCCUCGCUGUCAACCAGGCGUCAACCUACCGUAUGCACGUAACGAUAGCGUAUCAGCAGCGCCUGUACGUCAACUCGGCUACGGCUAGGUGACACCGCGCUUACGCCUCGCCGCCCCCUGGCUGACCUGGGGGCCUAGACAAAAUCCUAGCGGUAAACUUAAAAUUUUAAAUAAAACAUACGCGCAACACGAAUGAAAUACUCCUUGCGAAUGGCGGCGUCUUUAGCAGGCAAGUCGCGGGAGGGGAAAGGGGAAAGGGUGGACGAAGAGAUGUGAGCUCGGGUACGGAGAGACGUAAGCGCGGGGACGGAGAAACGUAAGCGCGGGGACGAUGAGCCGUAAGCGCGGGAAUUCAAGUUCGGAGCCUGUUCCGAGGCGAGGCGAUUACGUUAUUAUUCCGAUUAGUGUGCGUUGCAGUAGGGAGUUUAAUACAAACCAUUCUGAACGGCUCGAGGCGAUACGGUGACGAUCCCUUUCCGAUCCCAUAUGUGUGCUGAGAGCUUAAAGCUGUUGUUGCAAGUAUAACACGAAAACAAAAACUAUUAAAAUUAUAAAAAUAAAAGAUUAUUGUAGCGUUUUCCGGGAGCGUUCUGCUUACCUUGUGUAGAAAAAAACAUCAUAUGUAUAGAGUGGGAAGAAUUCUUCAUUAUCACUGAUAAUACUAAACUUAUACUUAAUAUUAUGUAAUUGUCUGUUUGUAUGAAAGACUAGCUUAUAACACGGAUGUAACAAUGCACUACACUUAGUGUCUCUCAAUUAUUACGAUAUUAUUUAAUAAAUAAGUGAAAACUACUGUAAAUUAAUAUAUACAUAUUAUGUACUUAAUCAUGUUUUAAGGUUUACGCCCGUAACUCUUUUUCAAGGUAACUCGACUACUUUCAAGUCAUGCUAGGGACUCUUAGAUAACGCGAUAAAACUUUAAUUGAAAAUAGUUGAGUUACCUUGUCAAACAGUUUUGUGAGUAAACUUUAAAACAUAAUUAAUUUAAUAUGUCGCAUGGGAUGUAUUAUGUACCAUAUUAUUCAAUGUAGCAACACUGAAAGUAUUUAUCUAUUUAUUUUUAUCGUCGUUGAGACUUUAAAACCUCUUGUUUAUAAAAGUAUACUUUAAUAAAAACACAAACAUAUAAUGAAGCCUUGAAAGGAAUAGGUUAGUUUUACAUAUUUAUUUUUCUUGUACUUUAUUAGGUGUAAUGGCGGGGUAUGAAAACUAAAAAUCUAUUUAGUCCGUCAGUUAUUUAAUGAAAAAAAUAUAAUUGGUCAUCUAUCCUAUUAUACGUUUUUAGUAAAGUUGUCUUUGAGGUGGAUCGAGGCGUUCUUUUUCCCAUACAAAUUUCAGGGUGCAGUUCCAUUGAGGCGGAGCGGAGCAGAGCGGAGAAGAGCUAUACCGCGAUUCACCAAUCACAUGGCUUGAAAAUCGUCAUUGGUGAAUCGCGGAGCGGCUCUUCUCCGCUCCGCUCCACUCCACUCAGUGGAACCGUAGCCUCAGCGUGGGGUUUUCCACCGCUCUAGCGUGAUGGCAUCGUACAUCCGAAAAUAAACAUGAUAUCGUUUUGUCUCAUUGUUAAUGUUAUCGCUACGGUUGCAGAAUUGUGGAAUAAUUAACCACAAAAUAAUUAACAAGUUAUAAGCCAACACAGUCUUGUAUUAUCCUGCUCAUUUUAGCGCAACUUUGGGUGCAGCAGUAGUUUAUUCAUAAAGUCCAAUCUUCGAAAGAGCAAUUAUUAUUUCCGCAGUCAUUUGACUAUCAAUAUAUCAUAUUUACCCGUCUCGGAGCAUAUCUCCAUAUUGCUAUUUAAUGAGUAUGUCUCACUUGCGCACUUGUAGGGUGGAACAACAUGUAUAUUUGCCUCACUGACGAGCAAGUUCGAGCUAUGAACUAGACCACUCUCUGGGUGUCAGAUAGCCUCGACGGAAGCCAAGUAUCCGCCAAGCUGGUCUAAAUUGGUGUUCACUCAGAUGCACCUACCCCUUUAGGGUCCGUAACGAGAUAUUUCUCAGCAUUUAAACAGCAACUAGACCGCUCUUAACACAUUGAACGCCGUGGUGGUCACCGGUGACCGACGUUAGUGGAGGAUUUGUCUUCAACAGUUUUCUAUUGGCAGUCAAAGACUUAAGUUUAAUUUUACACAUAAGAGGUCUUACAGUUUCAGGGACGAUAUUAAAAAUUUAAUGUAAGUGUGAAUAUGUAUAUGCUUUAGUGAAUACGGUAUUAUAUUAAAUUAAUGUGUAUAUAACAAAGCUGUAUAUAAGAUUAGCACGCUAGAUAGAAACGAAAGCUUUAUAUUCGUAAAACAAAAUUGGCAACUAUUUUUUGGUAUUAAAAAAGACAAAACUGACUGAUUUACUAGUACUUAUUGUAUCUGGAAGGAAAAUGUUAAUAUUUUAAUUUUACAAUGGAUUCUACAAUAUUGGUUGUAUGCCUGUCAAUGGUGAAAUAUAUUACUCAUGAUUAUUGUAAACUUUUGCUACAAACUAUUGAUAGAUCGGCCAGUAUGAGUUUCUUUUACGUUUAACAAAAUCAAACCUUACCACGUUUAGCCAUCUAAUUGGUUGGUUCAUUUGUGGUAACCAAUUAGAGCGCCGAACGUCAUGAACGUGUCGAUCACGUUAAACGUAAAACAAACUCGUACUAAGCCUUCAAAAAGAGUUUCAAAAUAGAUAACUUAAAGGUUUACUUUUUCUUCAUUCGGUAUCUACUAAACAGGACUAAAGUUCAUGUGUGACUCAUGUAAUAGGCGGUAAGCCUAUUGCCAUAUACCGGGCACAAUUCCAAACUUCUUGAAAAGCCCAAUAAUGCUUUGCCCGACACGAGAAUUAGGGAACGGAGUUACCUUAACCUCGAAAUUUUUGAAACAUGUUUUAUAAAUUACAUUACUCGCAAAAGUUUUACAUAGUCAUGAGUCAGCACUAUUCCUUGUAUUAUUUAGGUAUCUCUUUGUGUUUUAUAUGCACAACAUAUUUUUCUAGUUGUAAGGGACCGAAAUUAGUUAGUAUCCCUUAAUUUUAUAUGCCAUAAAUGCCAGUGGUUGGCAAAGUAUAGGUGCCAGUAAAACUGGCGUGCCAAGCAUUGGCUUUUAUGAGGGUAUUUUUAAAAAAAGUAUUUUUUGCGAUCGAUGUAUUGCAAAAAUAUGUAAAGCUACUUAGAAACCCAAAUGGAUGAUGGCUACAAGAUAUAUUUUCUAAUUCUUUAUAUUAAUCAAUUCUUAAAACUUUAUUUUACCUUUAUCAAUGUGAUUUUUCAUGAUUAUAUAUUUAUUGUAUUCAGUUUUAUAUUCUCUUUAUUUUUAUUUUAAGUAAUUUUAUAAAGUUGUAUUCUUUUAUUUAUAUUUUUUAUUUAUUUACUUUUAAAUAAAUGUUUUAAGUGAAAAUAAGUUCUUUUCAUUCGAAUGCUUCUAUUUACAAUUUAUACUGCCGCUUUAUUUAAAUGUAAUCAAUUAAAUUAGGUUUAAGAUGUUACUACUGCAAUAGUCAUAACAACAUGCAACAUUUUAUACAAAAUAAAGAACUAAGUUCAUA